Messenger RNA from Cydia amplana, 3150 nucleotides. RefSeq names its product tudor domain-containing protein 5-like (gene tej). The record is from RefSeq and is a predicted model, not a curated record. Lineage: Eukaryota; Metazoa; Arthropoda; Insecta; Lepidoptera; Tortricidae.
CGGGAUAUGUUAUUUUGCUGUUGCGAGCUGAAAUCUGGAUUAUUGCAAGUUCUUUUGAUCAUAUCCAAUGUCUAAUUUACAUCCUCAAAUGCUAAAACCUUAAUAGUUCAACUAAUAAAUCAGAUCACGAUGGCGGACCUGGAGGGUUUGAAGAAGGUGCUGCGGUCGCUGGUGGUGUCGUCGGCGACGACGAUGGACGCGGCGUCGCUGCUGCGCGACUACCGGCGCAUGCUGGGCGAGGCGCUGCCCUGCGCCAAGCACGGCUUCCGCGACCCUGUGCAGUUUCUGCGGGAACGCUGCUCCGAUUGUUUUCUGUUUGCGGGGCCGCAGAACAAUCCCAUACUGACCCUCAUUGUGACAGACUCCAUCAAACACAUUGACCAAUUUGUCCAGAGCCAAAAGUGUUCAAAGCUGGUAAGGGGAAAACGGAGAAGCGUCCCAGAGUCCAUAAUAAGAAAACCACAGCCUAAUCUAAUAGCAAACACAUUCAACCUAGAAACCAACAGAAUACCAAAUGGCAGACCAAUAACCACACCCAACAGAGGAUACACAGGAAGAGAGCCGCAAACAGAACCUAGGAAACCAGAACCAGUGGCACGAUACACGGCACCUUGCAAACUGGAACCAAUAGCACAAUAUUCAGAACCUAGGAAAACGGAGUCGUUUCCACAACUAGUCACAAAGCCUGUUACCAUGACCCCAAGACCUAGUGCCAAGAAGGAUGAGUCGGAAUGUUCAGAUGCCCCGUCAGCUAAGGUGGAGCCAGUAAGCAACGGGCACAGCGAGCAGGAGGAAGCAGACUCGCACCAGCGGCUGCAGCGGUUCUAUAGGAAGCGGAUGCUAAUGUACCAGUCACAGAAGCUGGGCAGCAAAGACUCGCUCCGGGACGACGAUUCGGGCCGGCAGACUUCCUCCAGCCUGAGCGAGCGGUCGGCGACGGCGUGGUCGAGCCUGCAGGCCGAGAUAUUGCGGCUGGUGGCCCGGCGGCCUGAAGGCGUCUGGUGCAGCGAGCUUCUACGACUCUAUGAAGAGGAAUACGGCCACCAGCUGAACUUCGCUCGCUUCCGCUACCCGUCGGUGUCGGCGUGCGCGUGCGCUGUGGAAGGGUUGAGUGCGCAACGGGCCCCUGACGGCAACUGGCUGCUUACCAUACAAGGCAGCCAGAAGCCGAGCAUUCGUUGCGAGCCGGCACUACGCCUGCGUCGAGUUCCUCGAGACUCCUCGCUCAGCGCCAGCAGACACGCCAGUCGCACGCUACUCGACGCAGAUGACGCUUUACCUGGCAUAGACUAUGACCCGGACGUGUUCCCCGCCGACUGCCUGAGCUUCCUGGAGAGCAUCCCGCCGGGCAGCCUGGCCGGAGUGGGCCCCGGGGACAUGCUGCCGGUGCUGGUGGCCGAGGUGUACUCCCCGAGCCAUCUGUGGCUGCAGCGCCUGGGGCCCGAGCACGAGCUCAUGCAGGAGUACAUGGACCAGAUGACGGAGUACUACUCGAAGGGCGAGGGGGCGGACCGCGUGCUGGCCGCCGGCGCGCGCCGGCCGGGGCAGUACUGCAGCAGCGUGUUCGAGGGCGACUGGCACCGCUCGCUCAUCGUGCAGAUUGUCGACAGCGACACUGUCAAGGUGCGGCACGUGGACUACGGCACGGUGGACGCGGUGGCGGCGACGUCGCUGCGGCCGCUGCGGCGCUGCUGGGCCGCGCUGCCGGCGGCGGCCGUGCGCGCGCGCCUGGCCGGGCUGCGGCCCGCCGCCGCCAGCCGGCGCUGGCCGCGCGCCGCCGCCGCCCACUGCCUGGACCUGGUGCGCGAGCGCCGCCUCGUCGGGAACGUCGUGGCCGUCGACCACGAGGAGAGCAUCCUCGAGGUGCUGCUGAUCGACACGUCGACGGACGAGGACGUGAACAUCACGGAGCAGAUGAUCCGCGCCGGGCACGCCGACGCGCGCGCCCUGCCCCAGCUCGGGGCGCGCGACGGCUACCUGCUGCCCGCCUUCCACGCGCUCGAGCACGGCCUCACGCCCAACUACACCGAGAUCCACGCGCUGCUGCGCGACGGCAUCGCGCUCGACUUCGUCGACUCGUACCGCAACCACGUCCCGGCCUGCUGCCCACCUCCAGCGACGACAGCGGACUGCGGCCCGCGGCCCGCGCUGGCCGCCAACCGCGUGCCCGUGGCGCUGUCGCUGCUCCGCCUCGCGCCCGAGCCGCCCAGCCCGGAGCCCUCGCCCGUCCCCGACUCCACCCCCGCCGCGUCGCCGCGGGACCUGUCGGCCGAGUCGGACUCGCCCGUCCCGGAGACCCAGGAGCGUUGCAUGACCCCGGCCGCGCCCUGCUGCGCCCCGCGCCCCCCCGCGCCGCACCCCGCGUCGUUCUACGCGUUGCCGUACUGCCCGUGCACGCAGGCCUACAAGCCGCAGGUGCAGGUCCCGGUGUCCGUGCCCGUGCUCCGCUCCUACUCGCCGGGCUACUUCCGCCCGCGCGUGUCCCCGCAGCAGUACUACCCCCGGCUCGCACCGCCGGUCAGCAUGAACUACUACGGCCCGCCGGUUUUCCAUCCGGCCCCCCGACAUUUCCCGGUCACGCCUCACCCUCCCGAUCCCCAACGGUUCGCUCCGAACUCGAUGCAAAAUCCUCAGCAGUUCGUCCCAAAUGCGACCCGAAACUUCAGGCCUUACCCGGGACCGAAUCCGCACGGUCCCGCGCCGAAUUCGCCCAACUUCGGGCCGGGCCCCGGGCCGAAUCCGUCCAACUUCGGACCGAGCCCCGGGCCUUACUCGCCAAAUUUCGGACCUGCGCCUACUCAGCAAAAUAAUGGCGCCGGUUCCCCAAAUCUGCAAUCGGCCCCGCGACCCCCAAACUGCGGGCCGGGGUCGCUCCGGGCGUCGUCGAACUGUUUAAGCGGCGCGGACGGGCCCUCGGUGCGGUUGAGCGCGGAGGAGUGCGAGAUAUUCGAGUUGCUUUCCCGCGUGGACCCGGGCGCGGCGCACCGGUACAUGAUCGCGGCGCUGCGGCGCGCGCGCGGCGGCGGCCUCGCGGACCGGCCCGGCGGCCCCGACCGGCCCCCCGGCCUCGGCCCCGAGCGGCCCCCCGGCCUCAACCCCGACGCGGCCGAGUUCCGAGCGCCGCCCGGCUUUGAGAACUUUACCAAGUAG